UAAAAGUGAGUCAUGUGACUCAUUUAUGUAUAAUAUUUGUGAGUCAGGCGAAACUUGACUCACUAACAAAAUUAAAUGAGUCUUAGUUGACUCAUCUGUAAUUAACAAGUGAGUCAAUAACGAAAUGACUCACUUGCAGAAUGCUCCGACUGACUCACAUAGUUGUAAAAAAUGAGUCAAGAUCGGCGAUUGACUCAUUUACAAAAAAAAAUGAGUCAAGAAUAAAGCCGUGCGCGCAUGCGCUACUUGCACGCUAUGACGUCAACCAUCGCGCGAACAUUCCCGUUUGACGUCGCCAUUGCUGAAUUGGAUCAAGAGAAUACUGGCUACUGGAAGAAGUCACUACGCAACAGAUUCAGGAAUUGCAGGAAAUGUCAUGAACGUGAUAAUCCAUUAGGACAAAUGGAAGCAAAGAAAGGGGACUACACCCAAACCAGACAAAGCUGCAGGCAAACACAUGUAUGGCAUAAAGAAAGUACCUUCCUGCAUCCCCAGAAAGUGAGGAUGAAGAAACGAUCAAUGCUCACAUCAAGAUGCUUCAGAAUGAAUCCAGAAAAACAAGACAGGACAGCUUGAUGAUA
Molecule: messenger RNA, 581 nt
Organism: Lytechinus variegatus (green sea urchin)
Lineage: Eukaryota; Metazoa; Echinodermata; Echinoidea; Temnopleuroida; Toxopneustidae
Exons: 2
Coding region: 238-576 (112 amino acids)
Source: RefSeq, a predicted model, not a curated record